Molecule: messenger RNA, 222 nt
Organism: Nematocida parisii ERTm1
Lineage: Eukaryota; Fungi; Microsporidia
Exons: 1
Coding region: 1-222 (73 amino acids)
Source: RefSeq, a predicted model, not a curated record
AUGGGCUAUAACCACGUGUUUUACUCAAAAAUACAUCAGUACUUAGUUAGAUAUUCUAAUGAUUACAAUAAAAAGCAUUUUUCAUUCUAUUUUAUAUAUGGUAUAUUGCAUUAUUUUCGUGAUCUCAUUGCUGCCGUCAAUACACAUCAAAUACUGUCAAAGUUUCAAUUGAUUGCAGGCAAUCCAAUAAUUAGUAAUAAUAUGCUGAAAUUAAGAGUAUAA